This is a messenger RNA of Antechinus flavipes (yellow-footed antechinus), 747 nucleotides long. Its product is annotated as oxytocin-neurophysin 1-like. Bases 142 to 552 code for a protein of 136 amino acids. The record is from RefSeq and is a predicted model, not a curated record. Gene Ontology annotation, molecular function: neurohypophyseal hormone activity. Gene Ontology annotation, cellular component: extracellular region; secretory granule. NCBI's taxonomy places the organism in Eukaryota, Metazoa, Chordata, Mammalia, Dasyuromorphia, Dasyuridae. The transcript has 3 exons.
CCGGGCCCCGGGGCAUAAAUAGGCCGGGCUCCAGUCACUUUGCGCAGAGCCCUCAGGGAGAUCAGCCUCCGGGACCCAGCGCUCAGCCUACCCGCUCCCGCGUGAGCGCCCAGCCCAGGCCCGCCUCCGGCCCGCUUCCCCAUGGGCAGCCCCGGCUCCCGACAGGGCCUCGCGGCCCGCGCCCGUCCGGGCCUCGCCUGCUGCUAUCUCCUAGCUCUCUUGGCCCUGGCCUCCGCCUGCUUCAUCCAGAACUGCCCCAAGGGCCGGAAGCGCUCGGCGUCAGACGUAGACAUGCGCAAGUGCCUCCCCUGCGGCCCCGGAAGCAAAGGGCACUGCUUCGGACCCAACAUCUGCUGCGGGGACGAGCUAGGCUGUUACGUGGGCACAGCUGAGACCCUGACGUGCCAGAAAGAGACCUACCUGCCCUCCCCGUGCCAGUCUGGCCACAAACACUGCGGGAGAAGAGGGUUCUGUGCGGCCGCCGGGAUCUGCUGCAGCAUAGAUGGUUGUGGAAUGAAUUCUGCCUGUGGUCAAGAACCUAUCUUUUCCUAGGCCUGGAGGAUCCAGAUAGAUGGAGUAGCUCCUUUCUUCUCCCCCUCCCUUCUGGUGAGAGGAAGGAGUGUGUGUGAGCCUCAGUCCUGGGAAUUCUGUUUUGUUUAGGAAAUUGUUCUGUCCCACUUGCCAAAUCCCUCUCUUCCUGCAGUAAAAUGCAUAUAAAGGAUAUAUAAACCAGCUACUAUUUAAAAA